Molecule: messenger RNA, 5885 nt
Organism: Loa loa (African eye worm)
Lineage: Eukaryota; Metazoa; Nematoda; Chromadorea; Rhabditida; Onchocercidae
Exons: 41
Coding region: 19-5805 (1928 amino acids)
Biological process (GO): pre-miRNA processing; siRNA processing; apoptotic DNA fragmentation
Cellular component (GO): cytoplasm; RISC complex; nucleus
Molecular function (GO): DNA binding; ribonuclease III activity; RNA binding
Source: RefSeq, a predicted model, not a curated record
GAAGAAACUUCAGGAAAUAUGGUAGUUCGAGCAAGUGAUGUGGACAAAAAUUUCUUUACUCCGCGAGACUAUCAGGUUGAAUUGCUGGAUAAAGCAUGUAAAAGAAACAUUAUUGUGCCCCUCGGGACAGGUUCAGGCAAAACUUUUAUUGCUGUUUUACUAAUCAAGGAGUAUACAAGCAAACUUGUAAUACCAUGGAAGAGUGGUGGGAAGCGAGCUUUCUUCCUGGUUGAUAAAGUUUCGCUAGUUGGACAGCAAGCAGCACAUAUCGAACAUCAUACAACACUGAAUGUGGGCAAAAUGCAUGGACAUUUGAAUCAGGAUAUCUGGUCAGAACCUGCCAAAUUUGAUGCAUUCAUUGCGUUACACGAAGUUACGGUACUGACUGCUCAAAUCUUUUUGGAUUUACUUGAUCAUGGCUUCUUCAAUAUGUCGAAUGCUGCUGUUAUCAUCUUCGAUGAAUGUCAUCAUGUAUUAGGUAGCAAACACCCGUAUAGAUUAAUCAUGCAUCGGUAUGGACAACUCACUGAAGUGGAUCGACCUCGAAUUCUCGGUCUCACAGCAUCUCUAAUCAGCAGCAAAAUACCACCGAAUAGUUUAGAGCAGCUUUUGGAAAAAUUGGAAAGGAUCAUGUAUAGUUCUAUUGAAACAGCAAGUGACCUGCUUUCUAUUUCUAAAUAUGGAGCCAAACCGAAAGAGUAUGUUAUCAUGUGUCACGAUUUCUUCUGUUGUUCAUGUGAAAUUAGCAAAAAAGUUGUCGAUACUUUGGAAAAUUUGCGUACAUUUUGUUUGAAAUGUACUGAAUUCCACCCGGAAUUUGACGUUGAUCCAAGGAAACCCGUACUUGAAGCAGUUAAUCGAACGAAGUCUGUUCUGGAACAACUGGGCCCAUGGUGUGCAUGGAAAGUUUGUCAGCUCUUUCAACGACAACUGAAGAAACAUUCAGGACAAGGUUUCUUGCCUGAAAAACAAGUCAUCUUCCUACAAAUGGCGUACACAACAAUGCGUUUCACUAAACGUUUGCUGGAUGCUAAAGUGGCUAGCGUACGGUGUUUUAACGACAUGAAACCAAUACUGCCGGACCGUUUAUCAAGGCUGUUUGAAAUUUUAAAGUUCUACAGCCCUUCGAAUAUGGAAAAGGUGGAUCCAGAUUUCACAUUUUGUGGUAUCGUUUUUGUGGAGCAACGUUACGUUGCAUACGUGUUAAACACCCUGAUAAGGGCAAUAUCACGGUGGGACAGUGAUAAGUUUGGGUAUCUGGUUUCGGAUUUCAUUAUCGGAUACAAUAGCGCCAAUAUUAGUGCAGAAGAAACAAUGGCAUUGCAUAAGAGGCAGGAACUGGUUUUACGCAAAUUUCGUCAGCGUCAUUUGAAUCUGUUAAUUGCGACAAGUGUUUUGGAAGAAGGCGUCGAUGUGAGGCAGUGUAAUGUGGUUAUCCGUUUCGAUCGGCCUACUGAUUACCGGGCUUAUGUGCAGUCAAAAGGAAGAGCACGAAAAGACGGUGCAAGUUAUUUUCUACUAGUUGAGGAAAGAGAUCGUGAACAGUGUUCCCGUGAUUUGAAGGAUUUCUUGCAAAUCGAAAGAAUGCUACUGAAACGAUAUCAGAAUGUGCAUAAUCCACCAGAACCAACGAUUUCACCGAGUAUAGAAGCAAUGGAUGAUAUCAUUGCACCAUACACUGUUGAAAGUACUGGAGCGCAAGUUACCCUGACUAGUGCUAUAGGCCUUGUAAACAGGUAUUGUGCCAAACUUCCCAGCGACAUAUUUACUCGUUUGGUUCCGCAAAAUACGAUUGUGCCAGAAACUGUAGGUGAUCAUGUGAUGUACCGAGCAGAAUUGUUGUUACCUAUUAAUUCACCGAUCAAGGAAACCAUUAAAUUAAAGAAACCGUUGGGAAGCAAAAAGCUUGCACAAAUGGCUGUUGCUUUGGAAGCAUGUAGAAGAUUGCAUAAACGAAAAGAGCUGAAUGAUUACCUACUGCCGGUUGGUAAAGAUACUAUUAUGCUAACAGCUCUUGAUGAAGAUCCGGAUGAAUUCAUCCCAAAUAUGAAUUACAAAGUUGGAUCAGCUCGAAGGAGACAAUUAUAUGAUAAGAGAAUGGCAAAGGCAUUGCACAAUGCAAUUCCACAUGUUGAUGAAGAAUGCUACAUCUAUGUUAUGGAAAUGGAUCUCGUCAAAGCAGUAACUGGUGCUGCGAAUCCAAAAAACCGCCGAAUUAUAAACCCAUUGGAUACUGAAUUCUGCUUUGGAUUCCUUUCCAAUAAAAAGAUACCAAAAGUACCAUCGUUCCCGUUAUUUCUGCGUCAAGGUCGUAUGCAGGCGAAUAUUUUUCCCGUCAAAUCACGUCUUCUUGUUGAUGCUCAGAUGUUGGAGCUUCUUAAGGCAUUCCAUCAUUAUUUGUUCGAUAAUGUUCUCCGACUGGUGAAAGGAGGCCUAGUUUUUGUUCCUGACAAGGCACCAGUCAAUGUUUUGGUGGUCCCACUUCGACGUGAACGAAACAAUAAAACCAAUGAAGUGGAUUUCAAGCUAGAUUACGCAUAUGUACGAAAUGUUGUUUCAUCGAUUGAUGAAUUGCCGCGAAUUCCAACGGAAGUUGAAAGACGAGCUUUCAAGUUCGAUGCAGCUAAUUUUCAGGAUGCCGUUGUUAUGCCGUGGUAUCGGGACCGAGAUCAUCCAUCAUUUUACUACGUUGCUGAGAUAAUCGAUGCUAAACCAUCGUCCAAGUUUCCGGAUGACAAGUUUGCAACAUUUAAUGACUAUUUCAUUCAGAAAUAUGGCAUCGUUAUUUAUGACCAGGAGCAACCACUUCUUGAUGUUGAUUAUACUUCUAGUCGCUUAAACCUUCUAAUGCCUCGACACUGGUCACGCUCAAGAAAUCGGACUACCGAAGAAAGAGGCUCAGAAAGUGGCGGGAUGUCACAAGGACAAAUUUUGGUACCUGAACUUGUUGAUGUACAUCCGAUUGCUGCUUCUUUAUGGAAUGUUAUUGCAGCCCUUCCAACGCUUCUUUAUCGAAUCAAUAGUCUGUUAUUAGCGGACGAGCUGCGUGAGUUGAUAAUGCGUGAAGCGUUUUCUAAUCCUGACUAUAGAACUUCUGACGACGUAUAUUGGAUGCCACUGGAUUAUCCAACGCCUAUGGAUGACCUGGAGAUGAAACCAGUGCAAAGGAUUUGUGAUCUAAAAAAACAAGUGGAAGAGAAAAGUCUAGAAAAUAACGACGCAAAGGACUCUGGCUCUGGAAUGGCUGAUUUCGAAAUUGGCGUCUGGGAUCCUGAGCUUGCGAAGGGAUUAGAAGGUUUUUGUCCGAAUAGAGGAAGACGUGAUGAAAUUAGAGGAUUCGAAGAUAUUGACGGAGAUGCAUUGGGUCUUAUGGUGAAUGGUUCCACCCUACGACAACAUGGUGACAUGUCAGAUGAUGACGAUGAAGAUGCCAUUGUGCUAUUCGAUUUCAUAAACAGUGUCCAUGAACGCCUCGGAAAAAGUGGCGAUAUAUUUGCUCCACGAGAGAACAUCACAUCAUCUGGCUGGGAUGAUCUGAUUGUUAUAGAAGAGUCAGCACCCAAUGGAAUUAAUAUGCCAUUGUCUGUGAAUAGUGGAGAUUCCCAGAUCGAUAGUCGAGGCUUAAUGGCCGAUUUGUCGCGGAUGAGUUGGCUUCUGAACAUGCCCACUGCAUUACCUCUAGCCGCAGUUGACACAACAAACCAAGGCAGUGUUGAUGUAAAAAAGGAAAUUAUGAAAAAUGGGAAGAAGCAACACCAUCCUUCGAUUGCUAGAAAGCCUGCUCAGUUAUACCUCGAUUCGUUGGAAAGAUUGGAAGAUUCAGAUCGAGGUUCAUUAAAAUCAAAUCGUCAAGAAGAAUGUAUUGAUUUAAUCGAAUUUUGUGAUGAGAUAGACGAAAUCGUGUCUAGCGAGUACGAUAGUACACUACCUUUUGAUUUGCGAUAUUUCAAAGGAUGUUUACUGGAUACCGAUGUUGAAUUAAAUACUGUUGAAAUGCUUUCGCCCACGAAAAUAUCAUUGCAUCAAGACGGAAAAUUGAUGGAUGAAGAGAUGGUAAGAUCAUCAAGCGAUUUAGAAUUAUUUUUGCAAAUGUCGCACAAUAGUGAUGUUGCAAAAUUGGCUUGUUCAACGGCAAAUGCGUAUGAAGUUAAUAGAAAGCAAGAAAUAAGUGCUCCAGUCCUCGACUGGAUGACAUUUUCGUUCGAGGAGGAUACCUUCAAUGAUCAUCCAGACGGUGUCUCUCCAUGUACCCUGCUGCAGGCGCUAACACUGUCGAAUGCAUCGGAUGGUAUCAACUUGGAGCGUCUCGAAACUGUUGGUGAUUCCUUCUUGAAAUAUGCCGUAACUGAUUACUUGUUUCACACCAACCCAGAGCAACAUGAGGGAAAACUUAGCUUUGCGAGAAGCAAGGAGGUAUCAAAUUGUAAUUUAUAUCGUUUGGGAAGGAAGCACAAUCUUCCCUCUUUAAUCAUUGGUUCAAAAUUUGAUCCAAAUGAUGGAUGGUUACCUCCAUGUUACGCACCAACAUCAGACUUCAAAGCACCGAAUACACUAGAUGCAGAAGAACGUGACAAGUUCAUCGAAAAUGUUCUUGAAGGGAAAACAGUCGAAAGACAGGAACCGGUGAGAGUACCUACAGGUUGGGAUGAAGCUGACAGAAAUAGUCAAGUUCGACGCAUUGCUGAUGGUAUCGAGACUAUCGAAUUUCCAAAAAAUAUGAUAACAAGUUGGGAUGGUGAAGAGAUUACGCCUUUGCCGUAUAAUCUAUUGACACAGCAAAGUUUGGGUGACAAAUCAAUUGCUGAUGCAGUGGAAUCUUUAAUUGGUGCUCAUCUUUUGGAACUAGGUCCCACAGCAACGUUAAGAUUCAUGAAAUGGCUAGGAUUAAAAGUACUUACAGAGCCAGUGCAAGUGGAACCACCGCUAUUGCGGUUCAUUGACACAACUGAACAGCCAGACAAAUCGCUGAGAAAGUUAAAUGAUCUAUGGGUACAAUUUCAAUUUUCAAAACUGGAAGAUUUUAUCGGCUAUCGUUUCAAUGACCGGGCAUAUCUAUUACAAGCAUUUACGCAUGCUUCUUAUUACAAAAACAGAAUAACGGGCUGCUAUCAGCGUUUAGAAUUUCUUGGUGAUGCCGUCCUGGACUAUGUUAUCACACGGUUCCUCUUCCAACAUUCAUCACAUUACAGUCCGGGUGUUCUCACAGACCUUCGUUCUGCACUUGUCAACAAUACUAUUUUUGCAUCGUUAGCCAUCAAGCAUAACUUCCAUAAGCAUUUUAUCGCGAUGUGCCCUAGGCUGCACCAUAUGAUCGAGAAAUUUGUUUGUCUAUGCACGGAAAAAAAUCUUUCGAGUGCAAAUUUCAAUGAAGAGAUGUAUAUGGUGACAACCGAAGAAGAAAUUGAUGAGGGUGAGGAAGAAGAUAUUGAAGUUCCAAAAGCAAUGGGUGAUAUUUUCGAGUCGGUAGCUGGAGCCAUCUAUUUGGAUAGUGGACGAAGCUUAGACAUUGUGUGGAGGGUCUUUUAUAACCUAAUGAAGGAAACCAUAGACGAAUGCUGUAGUAAUCCACCACGUUCACCGAUUCGUGAACUGCUUGAAAUGGAACCUGAACGGGCUCGGUUUUCGAAGCUGGAGAGGAUAUUGGAAACGGGGAAAGUACGUGUAACAGUUGAUAUCCAGGGCAAAUGUCGUUUCACUGGAAUGGGUAGGAGCUAUCGGAUAGCUAAAUGUACGGCAGCCAAACGAGCUCUACGCUAUUUGCGGAGUUUAAAGAAAGAAAAAGAACGAGCGGCUGGAAAACAAUAGUUUUAUUCCUUAAAGUUUUGAAACUUUAGAAUAUUUGUAAUAUAAUGAGGUACCUUCAUGAACUGGAAACCUAGUAUCCG